AUGCUGAAGUUCCAAGAGGCUGCUAAGUGUGUGAGUGGACCAAUAGCCCUUUCUGCUUAUCCAAAGACCUUGAUUGCAAGAAGAUAUGUAGUUCAACAGAAACUUGGUAGUGGAAGUUUUGGAACUGUCUAUCUGGUCUCAGACAAGAAAGCAAAACAAGGAGAGGAAUUAAAAGUACUGAAGGAAAUCUCUGUGGGAGAACUCAAUCCAAAUGAGACUGUGCAGGCCAAUUUGGAGGCCCAGCUCCUUUCCAAGCUGGACCACCCAGCCAUUGUCAAGUUCCAUGCAAGCUUUGUGGAGCAAGAUAAUUUCUGCAUUAUCACUGAGUACUGUGAGGGCCGAGACCUGGACUGUAAAAUUCAGGAAUAUAAAGAAGCUGGAAAAACCUUUCCGGAAAGUCAGAUAAUCGAAUGGUUUAUCCAGCUGUUGCUAGGAGUUGACUACAUGCAUGAAAGGAAGAUACUUCAUCGAGACUUGAAAUCAAAGAAUAUAUUUCUGAAAAAUAAUCUGCUUAAAAUUGGGGAUUUUGGAGUUUCUCGACUCCUAAUGGGAUCCUGUGAUCUAGCCACCACUUUAACUGGAACUCCUCAUUACAUGAGUCCAGAGGCUCUGAAACACCAAGGUUACAACACAAAGUCAGACAUCUGGUCUCUGGCAUGCAUUUUAUAUGAGAUGUGCUGCAUGAACCAUGCGUUCACUGGCUCCAAUUUCUUGUCCAUUGUUUUAAAAAUUGUUGAAGGUGACACGCCUUCUCUCCCCCAGAGAUACCCAAGAGAACUGAAUACCAUCAUGGAACGCAUGUUGAACAAGAGUCCUUCAUUGAGACCAUCUGCUAUAGAAAUUUUAAAAAUUCCUUACAUUGAUGAACAACUACAGCACCUGAUGUGUAGAUAUUCGGAGAUGACUCUGGAAGACAAGAAUUUGAAUUGUCAGGAGGAGGCUGCUCAGAUAAUUAAUGCCAUGCAAAAAAAGAUCCACCUGCAGACUCUGCGGGCGCUGUCUGAAGUCCAGAAAAUGACACCAAGAGAAAGGAUGCGGCUGAGGAAGCUCCAGGCAGCUGAUGAGAAGGCCAGGAAGCUGAAAAAGCUUGCAGAAGAAAAAUAUGAAGAAAAUAACAAACGAAUGCAGGAGUUGAGAUCUCGGAACUCUGAGCAGCUAACUAUUGAUGUUCUCCAUGAAUCUGAUGACCUGACUUCAGAGAACCUGCCUGAGUCUCAGCCCAUUCCUUCCUUGGAUCUUGGCCCACUUGAGUCAAGUAUAGAAGACACCAUAGCUGACCUUGGAGAUCAUGACAUCCCAGAAGACCCGCUUGUGGCUGAAGAAUAUUAUGCUGAUGCAUUUGAUUCCUGUUCUGGAGAAAGUGAGGAGGAGGAAGAAGAAAUAGUGUUCUCAGGACCGGAGGAAGAGGUUAAGGAUGAAGGACCCCAGCCUGCUUACAGAACAAUCCAACAGGACAGUGAUAUUGAAGCACUGGUCAGGUGUUUGGAAAAUGUCCUCGGUUGCACCUCUCCAGAUCAGCCAUGCAGAAGCUGGGAGCACAAGUGUUUGAGGAGGUCUAUAACUACCUCAAGAGAGCAAGGCACCAGAAUGCCAGCGAAGCCGAGAUCCGGGCAGCUCUAG
Molecule: messenger RNA, 1620 nt
Organism: Puma concolor (puma)
Lineage: Eukaryota; Metazoa; Chordata; Mammalia; Carnivora; Felidae
Source: RefSeq, a predicted model, not a curated record